Sphaeramia orbicularis (orbiculate cardinalfish) is the source of this 6503-nucleotide messenger RNA. RefSeq names its product kinesin family member 20Ba (gene kif20ba). The coding region runs from base 108 to 5678 and encodes 1856 amino acids. The transcript is spliced from 34 exons. Lineage: Eukaryota; Metazoa; Chordata; Actinopteri; Kurtiformes; Apogonidae. Gene Ontology annotation, molecular function: plus-end-directed microtubule motor activity; ATP binding; microtubule binding. Gene Ontology annotation, cellular component: mitotic spindle; nucleus; spindle microtubule. The record is from RefSeq and is a predicted model, not a curated record. Gene Ontology annotation, biological process: mitotic spindle assembly; microtubule-based movement; spindle elongation.
CCGAGACCGCGGAUGUGUUGUGUGUAGCUAGUCGUUGUUUAACAUAACACUCAAGAGAUUAUUUUUCUAUUUCAGCAACUAAUGCCUAAAAUACCACAAGUACGAAGAUGAUGGACUCAUGCAUACGAGAUAAGGAUGACAAACGAGAAAAGGUAGACACUGACGUUUCCAAGAGAGAGAUCUCCUCAGAAUUCAGCACCCAAUCGGACUCAAAGGAGAAUUCUAGCCUUGAAGAGAGGGAACAUCUCAAGGUCUAUCUCCGCAUUCGACCUUUUACCUCCACAGAGAAUAAUAAUGGAGAGUCACAGGACUGUAUUACCAUCGAACCGCCUGACACUGUUAUUUUAAAGCCUCCAAAAUCCUCACUGUCAUCCAGACUCAGCACAGACAAAACACUUGCACAGACUGGGCAGCGCUUCCAGUUCUCCCAGGUGUAUGGUGCAGAGACAACACAGAGACAGUUGUUUGAGGGCACAGUGAGGGAUUUGGUGAAAGAUGUUCUUGAAGGUGGAAACUCUCUAGCUUUUACUUACGGAGUCAGCAAUGCUGGAAAAACCUUCACAUUCUUAGGACCAGAUACAGAUGCAGGCCUCCUACCCAGGUCUCUUGACGUUAUUUUCAGCAGCGUAGAGAGUCGAGUUUUCACUGGUACGAGCAUCAAACCUCACCGGUGUCGAGAGUUCACCAGACUGAACAGAGAGCAACAGGUUGAGGAGGCUGCUUUCAAGAAAAACCUGUUCAGACAACUAAAAGAGAGUGAGAGGACCAACAUCAGUCUGUUAAACUCAACCAGUCAGAGUCUCUAUGAAGACUCUCCCACACUGGAGACAACUGUAGCAGCAGAUGACAGAAUCAGCCUGGAGAUGGAAACACUCAUCAAGUUCUCUAUUUGGGUUUCCUUCUGUGAAAUUUACAAUGAGAAUAUUCAUGACCUUUUGGAGAUGAUGCCCAGUGGGGCCCUCAGGAGGACAGCCCUGCGUCUAUCCCAAGAUGUCAAAGGCAACACGUUUGUCAAAGAUCUGCGUUGGGUUCAGGUGAACAGUGCAGAGGAGGCCUUCAAAGUGAUGAAGCUGGGCAAGAGGAACCAGACCUUCUCAUCCACCAAACUCAACCAGCUCUCCAGUAGAAGUCACAGCAUUUUUUCCAUUCGGAUUUUGAAGAUAGAAGAUGUUGAGACUCCAAGAGUUCACACAAUCAGCGAGCUCUGUCUCUGUGACUUGGCUGGGUCCGAGCGAUGUGCAAAGACCCAGAAUAAAGGUGAACGUCUGAAAGAAGCAGGAAACAUCAACACUUCUCUGCUUAUUCUGGGGAAAUGCAUCAACGCUCUGCGUCACAAUCAGCAGGCCAAGCUGCUCCAGCAUAUUCCCUUCCGGGAAAGCAAGCUGACCCACUACCUGCAGGGUUUCUUCUGUGGACGAGGAAAAGCCUGUAUGAUCGUCAAUAUCAGUCAGUGUGCCUCCAUGUUUGAUGAGACCCUUAAUGUUCUCAAGUUCUCUGCUGUGGCACAGAAGGUCGUCAUCCUGACCUCUAGGAUCCUUCCCGUAAUGCCCAAGCGUUCCUCCAAUGAAGUCUCCUUUAUCAUCGACAAAACUGAGAGGAACGUUCUUCAGGGGAGCAGGAGGACCAGCUUACAUAGCUGGGAGAGUAGCCUGGAGGAUGUACAGGAGGAUGUGGAUGAUGAGUAUGAAGAAGAAAUAAACCUGAAUGAAGACACCAUGCAUCACAGUGGUAAUGAAGAAAGCGGCAACGAAAAUGAGGAUCAAGUCCUCAUUGGUAAAAGGACAUACCAGGGUCAGAUGGCGCUUUUGACUCAGUUGGAAGCUCAGCUUAAGAGGGAGCGAGCAGAGAACCUGGUCAUGGAGGCUCGAAUCAGAGACGAAAUCAGUAGAGAGUUCUCCGAGCUCUUCUCUGAAAUGGAAAAUGAUUUCAAUGACCGUUUGGCGAGGGAAAGGGAAAUCUUGGAGGAACGAGCAGAAAGGAGACUGGAGAUCUUCAAGAACCUCAUUGACAAUAUGGCCACAGCCAGACCCAGUCAGGACACACAGGCUGGGCAGGACAAAUCUCUGGACUCACUUUCAUCUGAAUUGGCAGGCAUAAAGGGCGCUCAUAAAUGUCUGAUCUUAGGCCAAGCAACAGCUCAGGGAGACAGAACCAACGCUAUUGAGGAGCUGGAAAGGAAAGUGAAUGGACAGCAGACUCUUAAAAACCCUGGUGAAUCCAGUAAAGAAGAGGAAGAAAGGAGUAGUAUUAUUCAGCUUCAUGAAAAGUCUUCAGAGGUGCCAGACAUACAGGGAGCAACAGAGCUGGGUUCACAGACCUCUUUCUCAGCUGCCCAAAUCCCGGGUUUACGUGACACUGAGAGGCUCCAGGAGGCUCUCGCAGCUACUGAAAAAGAGAAAAUAGCCAGAGAAGAAGUCCUUGCAGCUUUGGAGUAUCAGAAAGUAAGAAAAGAAGAGGCAAUGGCAUCUUUAGAGGAGGAGAGGAAAGCAAAGGAAGAAGCGGUCUGCACACUCAGAGAGCUGAGGAAAAGCCGUGAGGAGGUUCUUGCGUUGCUCCAGGAAGAAAAGAGAGGCAAAGAGAAAGCUCUGGCUGCCUUGGAUGCUGAGAUAGGAGUCAAACAUGACACCAUGGCAGCCAUUGUUGAAGAGAAACGAAGUAGAGAGGAAGUACUUGCUGCAAUGGUUGAGGAAAAGAACAAGGAAGCUCAGUCUCCUCUGGAGCAAAACAGAGAGACGAUCAAGUUGAUUGAACAUGGAGCAAACAGGCUCCAAGAGUGUGAAACAUUGCAACAGGAAGUCAGAGAGCUCACAGCCAAACUGGAGGCCUCAGAAAGCAAGGUGACCAGUGAGACAAGAAGAGGUGAGCAAGCUGUGCUCCAACUGCAAGCUGUACAGAAACGACUGGUUGAACUGUCCAAAUCGAUCCAGGGCAAAACUACCCAGAUCCAAAACCUAACUCAAGAAGUUCAAGGCCUGAAACAGGAGCUGCAGAAUUUAACAUCAUCUGAUGGCAUUGGGGAUCUUAAAGAUGAAGUGUGUGAGCUAAGAAUGAAGCUAGUUGAAGAAAAGGCACAAAAUGAGAACAAGGACCGACAAGUCCUGCAGCUGCAGCAUGAGUUAGCACAGAGAAAAAAACAGCAGUUGAUCUCAGACAAGCAGCUGGUACAACUUGCUGACAAACUUAAUCAGCAAGAAGCAGCCUCAAAACAGCAAGUUGCUGUGCUGAGAAAGAAGCUUCAGGAGCAAGAGGAGAUGGCACAGCUCCCUCUGGAUGAGCUCAGAGCCAGACUGGAAAGUCAAGAACAGACUUCACAAGAGGAUAUAGACCAGCUGAAAGUGAAGGUUGAAGAACAAAAGCAGGCCUCGAAAAAGCGAGAACAAGAGGCAACUUCGCAAGAGCAGUUGGAGACAUUAAAGCACAAAGUCGGUGAACGAAAAGCAGCUUCAGAUGAAGUCCUUGGCGACCUAAAGCAAAAGAUAAGAGAACAGGAGCAAAAUGCAGAGCUGCUACAGGUCGAACUAAAGAAAGCUAGCAUCAAGCAUUCACAUAGCUCCUCUAACACUGCUGUUGUCGGUAACUCUGAAGCCCGUGUGGCUGAAACUGACCGAGCCUCCACACAAGCCAAUAGAAUUACAGAGGUGGAGGAGUCACUCAAACAGAAAGAUAGACAGAUUGAGGAGAAGCUCACAGAGUUGCAGAGAAAUCUGUCAGAAAAGGAGUCUCAGGUGGUGUCCCUGCAGAAAAGCCUGCAGCAGGCGCAGGAGCAGCGGGAUGAAGAGGAGAGCCAGGCGGUACAGGAGGCCCGGCGGAGGGAAGCUGAGAGGCGGAGGGAGCUGCUCGCUGUGGCACAUGAGGCCAUCGCUCAGAAGGAUGCCGAGCUGGAGAAGAAAGCUGAGGAGAUCAGCAGACUUAAAGAAAAUGUCCAGCAAGGCUCUGAAAAAGUGAAGAGUUUGAGCUUCGACCUUCAGAGGAAGGAGGAUGAUGCCUCAGAACUCCGAGAGAAAUUGGCUGACUACAAGAAGCAGAUCCAGCAGGUUCAGAAGGAGAUUUCAUCCAUGAGGGAGGAGGAGAAGGGCUUAAAGCAGAAACUGUCUGAUGUGGAGAAAUCUAAAAAGCAGCUUCAGUCUGACCUUGCCAACAGAGACCGCACCAUUCACCAACUCAAAGUGGAACUCUCCUCUGAUGGCAGAUCUGAGCAGACACUUCAGCUCUAUCAGCAAGCCCGUAAAGAUGUAGAAGCCAAACAACGUGUGCUGGAGGACAUGCGUUUGGCUCUAACAGAGCAAGAGGAGACACAGGAGCAAAUGGAGCAGGUCCUGGAGGAGAGGCUGAACCUCAUUGAGGAACUCACCAGUGAGUUAGACAAAGUGAAAGGGGUUUUAUUCCAUCAAGGUCCUGAAAAUGACACACAGCAGCAAGAAGACAGCCGCACAGAUAAGCUAAAAGUAGCCAAAGAGGAAGCGGCCCGAGCCCAGGAAAGCCUGAAGUUAUGUACAGAGAAACACCAAACAGAACGUAGGAAGUGGCUGGAGGAGAAGCUUUCUCUGAUUGGUCAGGCUAAAGAGGCAGAGGACAAGAGGAACCAAGAAAUGAGGAAGUUUGCUGAAGACAGAGAACGCUACAACCAACAGCAGAGCCAACUGGAGUUGUUGUCAUCGCAGCUGGAGGAGAAGGAUCAGACCAUGGAGAAGUGGAGGAAAGACAGAGACACUCUGGUCGCAGCGCUGGAGGUCCAGCUGCAGAAGCUUCUCAGCAGCCAUGCAGAAAAAGAUCAAGUCAUACAACAACUGCAACAAAACAGCAAGCAGCCACCACAGGAGUGUGGCGGUGGUGGUGUCAGUAUGGCAGAGCUGCAGACUACUCUGUGUGACAAGGUAGCAGAAAUCCAAAGAUUGAAGGAAGCACUGAAGGCCUCUACAGACAAACACAGCCAGGACAGGAGACAGACUAAAAGUAAUGAGAGUUCUGUGCUUGAGGGUGAGAAACCUGAAAAUGAAACGAGUAUCUGCAAGACUGGAGGGAGGAGGGAUACCACAGCAUCAGUUAUUAGUCAGAGCUCAACUGGCUGUCCAUCAGUGCUGGACUCCUCUGAGAUCUCUACAGAAAAUGGCAGGACCAGUCGCUUCCCCAGACCAGAGCUGGAGAUCUCCUUCAGCCCUCUGCAGCCCAACCGCAUGGCUCUGCGCCGCCAGGGAGAGGAGAAUGCGGUCACCGUCAAAAUCACCCGCUCGGCACGCAAACGGAAGAGCACCGAAAUGGAAAAGGAAGAGGUGGAGGCAGAGAACAGAAGGAACUCAAGGGCCAAAGUAACGCCCAAGCUGACCCCACACCAGGAGGAGAUCUCCACCUCAGCCAGUCGUCAUGACUCCCAGAGCAGUAUCCACAGCAGGAAAGAAGGAACGCUGCAGAAGAUUGGGGACUUCCUGCAGAGUUCCCCCACACUGUUUGGCACCAAAGCCAAGAAGAUGAUGAGUCUGGUGAGCAGCAGGGGUGACGCAGACCCCACAGCCUCAUCUUCCUCACUUCGUCUCAGAGCCAAGAAGAAGAAACUAUACAGGCCUGAAAUCUCCUCGCCCAUGGACAUGCCCCCACAUCCAAUUAUCACCAGAGAACCAGAUGAGAAGGAGAGUGACCAUCAAAUCAUCAAGAGGUGCCUUCGCUCCAGGAUCAUCAAAUAGUUAGUGCUGGUCUAGUGCUCUACAUAAUAGCUGUUAUCAGACAUGAAGGAAGCAUUUAGCUGCUAACAGUUAACACAAGCAUGUCCUCUUUAACCCUAUCUAAUCACAAUUUACCAAUAUUUAAUGGUUCAUAUAGUUGAGAACGGUCACAUAUUCAGAUGAUCACACAGAUGUAGGUAGCUGCUUAAGGAGUUCUUCAAUAUUUUGGACUUUUUGUUACAAGAAGUUAAAGAAGUUGGGGCAUGUUUUUUAAUCAAAAUAUUGAACUGUUCCUCUAAUUCGGCAGAAAAUAACUGUUUAAUUUAGGCUGAUGGGUAGUGCUAAUUUUUGUUAUUCAUAUUAUGUUUAUAUCCACUCAUAUAAUAAGCACUCUACAUUGUGUUUGUUUUUUUAUGCACAUAUCCUUUAAAGUGGAGUCUCUAUGCUGAAACUCACAGGCUCUGCUGUAGUUUGUAGUGAACACUAAACUGACAAUUUCCAUCAAAGCUGCUACUCAGAGUAUUACAAAUGUCUUAAGCUGGGGUUUUUGUACUGUAAAGCAGACAUCCAUAUUACCUGCACUUUAUGCCAUUUUUGAAAAAAAAAAAAAGUGUAAGAAAUUGAACAAAAACAUUUGUGUGUACUGAGGCUGUAGAAGUACAGGCCCAACACCUGUCUGUAGUGUGGAGUAAACAUAAAGAGAGCAGUGCCCAGUAAAACUCACUAUCUUCUGUUUCAGAGACAGAGCUUCAUGUAUUGGAUCUUUGUUUUGUACAAUACAUUAAAUUUUGGUCAAAGUUCUGUUUGUUACCUGGUUUAUUACAUUUUUUUUUUUUUUAAAUGAAC